Messenger RNA from Leptinotarsa decemlineata (Colorado potato beetle), 713 nucleotides. RefSeq lists its product as uncharacterized. The record is from RefSeq and is a predicted model, not a curated record. NCBI's taxonomy places the organism in Eukaryota, Metazoa, Arthropoda, Insecta, Coleoptera, Chrysomelidae.
AUUGGCUAGAUUCAAAUGUUCCAAAAAUGCAUUGCACCAAUAAAAUGGUUAGAAUUCGACACUGGGGGGAACAUAAACAAUAGAAUUUCGACUUCGAGAGCAUCCUUGCUAGAUGACGAAACUUUAUUAUCUCCUGCUGACAGUAUAAGCUAUUCAGAAUCUGAAGAAAUUAAGCGGAAGUUAAACCGUAGUUCGUCUAACUCCAAAGAUAUCAAUGAGAAAUUGACGCCGCCUUCUCCUGGCACUCCAACGAAUGCAUCAAAUUCAUUAUCCCUUUCAGACGGUAAAGAAGAUUUUUUGAUAGACGACGAGAUUGCCGACCAACCGGCUCUCAUUUUCGAAGACACUUUAUCGAUGACUCAGGAGAACAACUCUGAAACCAUCAUGGAAUCGACUCCUAAACCAAAACGGAAAGUUCCAGCAGGUUUCGAAGGGAGCCCCUUGAGCUCCAGGAGGGGAAAGUUCUUGCAGAACAGGACGGGGUCGCUGGACACGUUGUCCCCCUGCGAGAGCAUAGCCAGUGACGAUCUCAUGAUGGACUUUUACUUGAGUCAAAGUAGCGGCUUGGAUGAUUGUGACGGUCAGAGUAGUGGGUAUCCAUCAAUAAGUGAUACAUUGAUCCAGAAAAGUGAAAGCGAAAAUGCUUGCCGAGGAUUGAGGGAUUGGAACAGUCUUCUUGGAAGGAGCUCGGGCCAAGAAAAACAGAAAAGAAG